AUGCCGGGAUACGAAUCGGCUGCGUUCCGGAGUGCAGCAGACUGGGACUACUUUAAAGCAUUCAUCACCAUGUCCACUCAGCAAGGGACACUCCCCGUGGUUGAGCUGAUUGAGCUCACUCCCCAGGUCUCCCGGCAUCAUUCUGCCUUGCGGGACAUAUGCUGUAGCAUUGGUGCAAUAUCCACCUCCUACCAGGUUCUUGAUGGAGCCGAGUUCUUCGAGGCAACUCAAUACCGGAAAUCAUUGAUGUACUACCAUUCGGCCAUCAAAACUCUUCAGUCGAUCAAGAUUACGGGAAGAGAGAGUAUGAAGUGGAUCAUUCUCGCCUCCUUGCUCUUCCUCACAUACGAGUUAAUGCAUGGUGACUUGGAGGCCGCGUUCACCCAUUUCAAUCAUGCUCAUCACAUGCUAGAGCAGUACUUCGCACGGAAAUGCAAAGAAACUGGACUGCCAUUCUCUGAGCUCCCGCUUGACAGGUUUGAGACGGCAUUGUGCGAUGUUCUACAGCGUCUCAUCACUUACCCAUGGUCCUUCGACAUGUCCUCCACUUCCAAACCCAGGCUCGAUCCAGCCGUGACAUUUUGCUGCCGUGGCCGCAAGCACAGGUAUCGGGUGGACGACAUGCCCAAGGAGUUUGAUACGGUUCUUCUGGCAUCAAGGUGGUGGGAUACUACUCAACACUUCAUCCGGCAUCAUAUCCAUGGGCGGGGAAAUGGAAACGGUGGCAGAGACGGCAAGCUUCAUACUCCCUCCUCAGACAACUGGACCAAGUGUCUUGACACUGUGCUGAAAUGGCGCUCAAGUUUUCUCCCUUUACUCCGACGAGGACGAGAAGGCAAAGACACCGACUCUGCCCUGUAUCUACAGGUCACUACUCUGGAAAUCCUCUACAUGGAGAACGUAGCAUUUGUGCACAGUUGCCGGGAGAACGACACCGCUGUGCAGCCGUCCCUCAGCCCCCUUUACCUUGACCUCGUCAAACAGACACAAGUUCUUUGCAAAGGCAUCAAGCUUGAUGGGAUCGAGACCAGGACGCUAGAGUAUUCCUUGAUGCGGCCUCUCGCAUUUGUCGUGUACAAGUGCCGAAACAGCGAGGUUCUGGCGGAGAUAGAGGAGACACUCAAAUACGUCAACAACGACUCGGGGGCUGUCGUGGCACUGAGAGCUUUGCUGAGCACGACGCAGAAUAGAGAAUUCCGUCUGAGGGCUGUUGAGCGAUCGUGGGCGUGGUAUUUUACUUGUGUAGGGUGUGGUUCAGGCAAUCUUGACAUGCUUCGUUAUUAG
Molecule: messenger RNA, 1284 nt
Organism: Clonostachys rhizophaga
Lineage: Eukaryota; Fungi; Ascomycota; Sordariomycetes; Hypocreales; Bionectriaceae
Source: the annotation of a GenBank genome assembly